AUUGAACUCGCCUAAAGGCGAGUCCAAUUUUGAAAACUUUCAAAACAUCACUCGUACAUAUAAAUUCCGGAAUUGCACUCGAGAUCGUGCGAUUUCCUAUACUAAUAAUUGCGAAGUAAUGUAGAAUACACCCAUAGUUUGACUCCUAAGUGAUCUAAAUUUUUAGACUCAUCCACGGGAAAAAAAGUUGCUUAGUUGCAUAUUUCACCUCCUCCCCCUCAGUGACUCCUGUCAUGGUUGAGCAAUAAACGCAAUUGCUGUAUAGUUGAAUAUAAACGAAGUAUUUGUUUUAGUUCCUGCAAGACCGACGUUCUCCGGCGAUGAAAGGGUCUCAAUCUGCUCAUCUGAAGAUGAAGGCAAAUAUGUGAUAGAAAAGUUCCUGCAAGACCGACGUUCUCCGGCGAUGAAAAGGUCUUCUCAAUCUGCUCAUCUGAAGAUGAAGGCAAAUAUGAGAUAGAAAAGAUGGAGACCACGGAAUAUACAGAUGAGGAUCUCAACUACUUCCGUCUAUGUUACGUCUUCACUCAUAAUGUACCCGAGGGAAUGCGAACAGUUUUCAAGCAACAAUGGAACGCGCGUUACAAGCCUACGUACGGCGAAUGGCUUGAUGUACCCAAAAAUGCAACCGAUUUCUGCAACAUGGAAUCACCUAGAAAUCAGAGACGUAAUGCAAGCCUUCUCACUAUUAUGGCAAACGGUAACACUAAAGAAUGGGACUGCACUUGUCUCUUUUAUGCUCUUCUUUUCUCAGAUUGUCUCGGAUCAUAUCUAAAUGUGACCACAGUAUGGACAAACGUUAACGAACUGAGAAAAAUCCGCAAUAAAGCUUUUGCCCACACUCCUGUUGGAAAGCUUACAGACGUGGAUUUUGAAGACACCAUGCUGAAAGUCUUGGCUGCCUUUAAGGCGUUGGGGCUGGAUACGACGAAGGUGAAUGAAGUGAAAACCCAGAAAGGUUUUCCGACAGAGGAACUAAGUAGUAUUCAACAACAGCUAAAUAAUGAGAGAAAACUUUAUGUCAAAUUUCAUUCCUUCUGUGUCUUACCACCCAAACCUUCCCAUCAUACCACUGAUCGCGCAGAUGAAGUCACGACAAUAAACCACGAGAUGGAAAAGUUGAGAAGCACAAAGAAAAGUGAGACGACGGUGAUCUACUUGUCUGGUAACCCCGGAUGUGGAAAGAGUGAGAUUGCCAGGCAGAUUGGAAAUAGCUACUUUAACGAAAUCCCUGAAGAUACAACUCAUCUUAAGUUUGUAUUCACCUUCAACGCAUCCAACAUCGACACGCUUCUUGGAUCGUACGUGGAUUUUGCUGCCAGACUCGGCUGUGACGAAGACUCUGUUACAAGAAUUGCGACAUCAAACGACCUCCGUCCAGAAGAGAAAAUCAAAAAUAUUAAAAGUGUUAUCAAUCCAAAAGUGCAGAUUUAUUCAUCGUGGCUGAUCAUUGUAGACAACGUAAAUGAUUUGAAAUCAGUUUCAAAUUACUUGCCUCAAGCAGGAGAAAAGACAAGUGGUGAUGGUCAAAUCCUCGUCACUACUCAAGACAGUCAAUCCAUUCCACUUGACUCUUAUACAUAUCAUUAUUCAUCUCUUAAGGUAGGGAUGCAAAAAGAAGACACCAUCGCAUUACUUUCCCAAAUCUCUGGUACUACUGGUGAUCGAGACACUUUACUUAACAUUGCCAGUGCUCUUGAUUUCCAACCGCUUGCUUUGGCAUGUGCAGCUAUUUACGUGCAGCGAAUAUUCAACUCUACAGACCAACCUAAAACCAAAUGGGAGAACUAUUUGCUCAAACUACAAGAAGGAAAGCGUGAGGCAACCGAAGAUUCUUACAAACAGACCAGUUCGACGUAUGAAUUAUCAAUGACAGCUGCUGUCAGGCUUGCUCUUGAGAGGGUAGUAAUUGAAGACAAGAUUAUGAUGCAUGCUUUUCAGUUCCUGUCAGUCAUAGCUAAUGAACCAAUACCAUUGAAAUAUGUUGUGCAAUAUGUAAUGAGCUGUAUGCCUGAUAAAGACCAAGACGCUGUUGCUGCUCAUAUUAGUUUGAGUUCGCUGGUCAUUUUAUCUGAAGAUGUAGAAAUUUCACAAGUAAUUCGUGUGCAUCAAGUGGUUUACCAUGGCCUGCAGAAAUUGUUGGACGAUGAUAAAACGGAUAUUUCAAAACUGAUGUCAGUGUUUUCAGAUCUCGUUUCUUUUAAAAACGUUUACGAUGUAACCAAGGCAGAAAUCAUUGCCACACGAUCGUUUACGACACAUUUUGUGGUUUUAUCAAGGAAACUUAACCUGCGUCUAUUGGAUCAUUCCACCUUACCAGCAAAAUCUCUCAAUGCCGCUGACUGUUUAUUCAAAGCAGGAAGUAUCUGCCUUGUGCAGGGAAGUUACGGGGCCUCUGAGAUAUUCCUAGAAAUAUGUCUGUCAAUCCAACAACGUUCAUACCAUAGUGGUCCAGAAAUGGCUCAAGACCAAAACUUCAACUCAGAUAUCGCAGUAAUGAGUAAAUCGCACAAAGAUAAGGAAAGCCAUUUUGAGGGGAAACUGAGUAGUGGUGAUGUAAGCAUUGCCUUGGCCACUACAUUAAAACGUCUGAGUGACUUAUAUAUUGAUCUAGAGAAUUACAAAAAAGCACAAAUACAUCUUGAGGAAGCACUGGUGAUCGAAGAGAAGUUGCACAGAGGAGAUCAUCCGGAACUGGCUAUUACGUUAAAGAACCUGGGUGUCUGCCUGAUGCAUCUUGGGCAACACGAAAAAGCAGAAGCAUAUUUACAGAGAGCCCUGGCGAUGCAAGAAAAAUGUCAGGGUGAAAACAACACCCUCUUGGCUGAUAUCUUAAUCAUCCUGGUUAUAAGUCUUCAAAGUCAUGGAGAAUUUGAAAAAGCCAAGACGUAUUGUGAAAGAGCACUUGAGAUCGAGCAACAACUGCGUGACAGCGAAUAUGUACGGGUAGCUGACACCAUUAAUGACCUCGGGGUUUGUUUAUCAAACUUUAAAGAUGAAAAAAAAGCGACAACUUUCUAUAAAGAAGCUCUAAGAUUAACAGAAAGUGUAUAUCAUAAAAAUCAUCCAUACAAGGCCAUUACACUACGAAACAUUGGAGUUUCAUUAAGGAAAUUAAGAGAAAACGAAACAUCAAAAAGGUACUUUGAAAAAGCACUAACGAUUUACGAAACUGGAAAUGAUCAAAAUAAUACACAGCUGAUGCUAAAUAGCCUAGGUUCGUGUCUCAUCGAAUUAAAAGAAUACGACAAGGCCAAAGCAUACCUGGAAAGAGCACUGUCCAUUCGUGAGAAAGGAGACAAUGAAAAUGAUUCACAACUGGCUACUACGCUAAAUAACCUUGGUUUCUGCCAUUAUGGACUAAAACAAUACGACAAGGCUAAAGUAUACUUGGUAGAUACGGUAGAUAACCUUGGUUUCUGCCAUUAUCAAUUAAAAGAAUACGACAAGGCCAGAGCGUACUAUGAGAGGGCACUGUCCAUUAGAGAGAAAAGAGACAAUGAAAAUGAUCCACAACUGCCUAGUACGCUAAAUAACCUUGGUUUCUGCCAUUAUGGACUAAAACAAUACGACAAGGCUAAAGUAUACUUGGAGAAAGCAUUGUCAAUUCGCGAGAAAGGAGACCAUGAAAAUGAUCCACAACUGGCUACUACACUAGAAAUCCUUGGUUUCUGCCAUUAUCAACUAAAAGAAUACGACAAGGCUAAAGCAUACCUGGAAAGAGCACUGUCCAUUCGUGAGAAAGGAGACAAUGAAAAUGAUUCACAACUGGCUACUACGCUAAAUGACCUUGGUUUCUGCCAUUAUCAACUAAAAGAAUACGACAAGGCUAAAGCAUACAAUGAGAGAGCACUGUCCAUUCGCGAGAAAGGAGACAAUAAAAAUGAUUUACAACUGGCUAGUACGCUAAAUAACCUUGGUUUCUGCCUUAAUGAACUAAAACAACACGAAAAGGCGAAAUUGUGCUUGGAAAGAGCACUGACAAUUCGCGAGAAAGGAAACAAUAAAAAUGAUUCACAACUGGCUAGUACGCUAGAAAACCUUGGUUUUUGCCUUAAUAAACUAGAAAAAUACAAGGCCAAAGUAUACCUGGAUAGAGCACUGUUCAUUUAUGAGAAAGGAGACGAUGAACUAUGAUUCUCAUACUCGUUAAUAAUACAUGAGUAAACCAUCCAAUCAAUGGGCUAUUUUUGGGUCACAUGAUGUUACUUGAAAUCUGGUAAAGUGCUGUGAAAGGAAUGCAUUCAGUCUGGAGUAACUGGAACAAAAUUAAUGAGAUGAGAAGUCAUUUCAAAGCCUUUCAAUUCGUUUCCAUUGAUGAUUUUUCCUCUGAAGCCCUUCAACUUGAUUGUGGUGUACCUCAAGGUUCCGUACUUGGUCCUUUGUUGCAUCUCUUUAUACUUCUCCAGUAGCUGAUACCCUUCGACUACACAGAAUGUCUUUCCACCUCUAUGCCGAUGACACUCAAUUAUAUAUUCCUUUCUCCUGUAAUGAUGAUUUGUCCCUUAAUGAUUCCAUGAAACUGAUUGAAAACUGUCUAUCUGAUAUUGAUGCUUGGAUGUCUACAAAUAAAUUGAAAUUAAAUAAAGGAAAAACUGAAUGCCUGUUACUUUCUUCAAAGCACAGUCCACAGUUAACUCUUCCUUCUCUUCAAUUUGGUUCUGAUGUGAUAAYGCCCUCAAUGCAUGCUCGGAACAUCGGUGUAAUAUUUGAUUCAAUAUUUGACAAUUGUAACUCUCUGCUCUUUGGUUUACCCAACAAACUUCUUGAUAAACUACAAACUGUACAAAGUGCUGCUUCCAUAAUCAUCUCUCUUUCCCAAUAAACAUGACCACAUUACACUCAUUCUUGUUAAUCUACACUGGCUACCAAUUGAAUCUAGAAUUAAAUAUAAAAUCUUACUACUUACCUUCAAAGCUUUUCAUGGCCAAUAUCCUAUCUAUAUUCGGGAACUCAUUUCAGAGUACGAACCUCCUCGUAACCUUCGUUCUCCAGCACAAUUUCUUCUAUCAGCACAGUUUUACAAUCUCAAAUCAUAUGGUCAUCGCUCCUUCUCUGUAGCUGCUCCUGAACUCUGGAACUCUUUGCCAAUAUCUCUCCGAAAUGAAUCAAGUCUGGCCACAUUUAAAACUGCACUUAAGACUUACCUUUUUAAAAUAGCCUAUUCUAUUUUUAUUUAUUUCGUUUAUUAGCGUUAAGAACAGAUUUGUAUUUGUGCUUUAUAAAUAAAUAUUAUUAUUAUUAUUA
This is a messenger RNA of Actinia tenebrosa (Australian red waratah sea anemone), 5244 nucleotides long. RefSeq lists its product as uncharacterized. The record is from RefSeq and is a predicted model, not a curated record. Lineage: Eukaryota; Metazoa; Cnidaria; Anthozoa; Actiniaria; Actiniidae.